ACAUCAUCAAUUCUUAUUACGACAUUCAAAAUCCGUGAAAGAAUCUACAGAUAUGACUGAAAAACUUUUUGCCAACAACAAAGAAUGGGCCAAAUCAAUUACUAACGAAAACCCAGAUUUCUUUAUUAAUUCGUCAAAAGGGCAAAGCCCAAAGAUUGUUUGGUUUGGUUGUUCCGAUUCUCGUGUUCCAGUUGAGACUAUAGUUAAAUCGGGACCCGGUGAAAUUUUUGUUCAUCGAAAUAUUGCGAAUCAAUUUCAUCAUUCCGAUUUGAAUUCGUUAUCUGUGUUAGAAUAUGCAGUUAAAUUUCUCGAAGUUGAACACGUCGUCGUAUGUGGACAUUAUGGAUGCGGUGGUGUAAUAUGUUCGAUGGGAAGUAGUCAACACGGUUUGGUCGAUAAUUGGAUAAGAGGCAUUAAAGACGUUUACCGAAAUAACAAAAAUUCGGUAGAAUCCUGUGGUUCCGACAAGGAAAAAGCAGAUUUACUUGUAGAAUUGAAUGUUAAACAACAAGUUCAAAAUAUUUCUGCUACAGAUAUUGUUCAAACCGCAUGGGCUAAGGGUAAGAAAUUGAAAAUUCACGGAUGGGCUUAUCAACUUGAUACAGGAUUAUUGAAAGAUUUAAAGGUUGAUAUAUGUGGUGAACAAGAUUUAAAAGAUCAAAUUUAUAAGUAUAAAAUUUCAAACUAGGAUCGAUUAUGUCGUAUUAAAUAUACAGUUUAAUUUGUUAUUUGUUCUUUUAAAUAUUGCGUAAAUAAAGUAAAUAUAUCAAAAUGUUAUUCCAUUUAUAUAAUUCGUAUAAAUGGUAUCAAAUU
Molecule: messenger RNA, 813 nt
Organism: Rhizophagus irregularis DAOM 181602=DAOM 197198
Lineage: Eukaryota; Fungi; Glomeromycota; Glomeromycetes; Glomerales; Glomeraceae
Biological process (GO): cellular response to carbon dioxide; cellular response to oxidative stress; carbon utilization
Molecular function (GO): carbonate dehydratase activity; zinc ion binding
Source: RefSeq, a predicted model, not a curated record